Plasmodium yoelii is the source of this 1284-nucleotide messenger RNA. Its product is annotated as mannose-1-phosphate guanyltransferase, putative. The coding region runs from base 1 to 1284 and encodes 427 amino acids. Lineage: Eukaryota; Apicomplexa; Aconoidasida; Haemosporida; Plasmodiidae. Gene Ontology annotation, biological process: GDP-mannose biosynthetic process; cell wall mannoprotein biosynthetic process. The record is from RefSeq and is a predicted model, not a curated record. Gene Ontology annotation, molecular function: mannose-1-phosphate guanylyltransferase (GTP) activity; GTP binding. The transcript has 2 exons. Gene Ontology annotation, cellular component: cytoplasm.
AUGAAUGCACUUAUUUUAGUGGGAGGAUAUGGAACACGAUUAAGACCCUUAACAUUAACAACCCCAAAACCGCUAGUUGAUUUUUGUAAUAAAGCUAUUUUAGAACACCAAAUAUUUAAUUUAGCGAAAUCUGGAAUAAAUGAAAUAAUCUUAGCAAUUGCAUAUAAACCAGACAAUAUAAAAAGCUUUGUAAACAAUUUAAAAGAAAAAUAUAAUGUUGAAAUAAUUUUUUCGAUUGAAGAUGAACCGUUAGGAACAGGAGGACCCAUAAAGCUAGCUGAAAAUUUUCUAUCAAAAUAUGAUGAUUUUUUUGUUUUUAAUUCAGAUAUCAUUUGUUCUUUUCCUUUACUUGAUAUGAUGAAAUUUCACAAAGAAAAUAAAUCUUUACUAACAAUUAUGGUGAAAGAUGUGGAUGAUCCAAGGUCAUUCGGAGUUGUAAUCACAGAUAAUGAUAAAAAAAUUCUUAAGUUUGAUGAGAAGCCAUUAGUUCCUGAAUCCAGUUUAAUAAAUUCAGGAAUAUAUAUUUUAAAUAAAAAAGUGUUAAAUUUAAUUCCUAAAAGAAAUACAUCCUUGGAAAAAGAAAUAUUUCCAAAUCUAGCCACAGAAAAUUUGUUAUAUUUUUUUAAGUUAAAUAGCUUUUGGGCAGAUAUUGGGAAGCCGUGUGAAUUUUUAAAAGGCCAGGCGCUCUACUUGGACCAUUUUGCAAAUUCGGAACAGUCUGAAAAAUUGGAACAGUCUGAAAAAUUGGAAAAUUUGGAAAAUGACAAAACUGUCAUCCCUGACCAGCUAUUGAUUUGUUAUAACAUCAACCAUGAUCAAAAUAAAGAUGUAAAAAAAAAAAAAAAAAAAAAAUUAUUUAUAACAUUUGAAAAUAUUGAAGAAUUAAAUAAAUUCGAUGAAAAAACAAAUCAAGUUUUAAAUAAAAUAAAAAAAUUUGAUAUAAAAAUAGAAGGAAAUGUUUUAAUAUCUUCAAAUACAAUUAUAAAAAAUAAUUGUUUUUUGGGAGAUAAUGUAGUUUUAGGCAAUAAUGUUAUAUUAGGUGAAGGAUGUAGAAUAAAAAAUUCAUGUAUUUUCAAAAAUUCUAUUAUUAAUGCAUAUAGCUAUGUUGAUAGUUCUAUAAUUGGUUCGAAAUCUUGUAUAGGGGAAUGGUCUAGAAUUGAAGGGUUGUGUGUCUUAGGAGAAAAUGUUAAUUUAAAACCUGAACUGUUUAUAAACAAUGUAUUUAUACUUCCACAUAAAGAAGUAACUAAUUCGAUUUAUGAUAAGGGUGCAAUUAUUAUGUAG